Onychostruthus taczanowskii (white-rumped snowfinch) is the source of this 1734-nucleotide messenger RNA. RefSeq names its product vesicle transport through interaction with t-SNAREs 1A (gene VTI1A). Gene Ontology annotation, biological process: macroautophagy; intra-Golgi vesicle-mediated transport; vesicle fusion with Golgi apparatus. Gene Ontology annotation, molecular function: SNAP receptor activity; SNARE binding. The coding region runs from base 34 to 708 and encodes 224 amino acids. The record is from RefSeq and is a predicted model, not a curated record. Lineage: Eukaryota; Metazoa; Chordata; Aves; Passeriformes; Passeridae. Gene Ontology annotation, cellular component: Golgi apparatus; late endosome membrane; SNARE complex. The transcript has 9 exons.
GGCGCCCCCGGCACCGGCAGCGCCAUCGCCGCGAUGUCCUCCGACUUCGAGAGCUACGAGCAGGACUUCGCCGUGCUCACGGCAGAGAUCACGGGCCGCAUCGGGAAGGUGCCGAAGCUGGUAGGAGAUGAGAAGAAGCAGAUGGUUGCAAAUGUUGAGAAACAGCUUGAAGAAGCGAGGGAACUGCUUGAGCAGAUGGAACUUGAAGUUCGAGAGAUCCCACCUCAAAGCCGAGGGAUGUACAGCAGUCGAAUGAGAAGCUACAAACAAGAAAUGGGAAAACUUGAAGCUGAUUUUAAAAGGUCACGAAUCGCCUACAGUGAUGAGGUGCGGAAUGAACUCCUAGGGGAUGACGGGAAUUCCUCAGAGAACCAGUUGAUAAAAUUACGUGAAGAGAGGGCACAUCUGCUCGAUAACACAGAGAGGCUGGAAAGGUCAUCUCGGAGACUAGAGGCUGGAUACCAAAUAGCAGUGGAAACCGAGCAGAUUGGACAGGAGAUGCUUGAAAACCUCAGCCAUGACAGAGAGAAGAUCCAGCGUGCUCGGGAAAGGCUUAGAGAAACAGAUGCAAACCUGGGGAAGAGUUCCAGGAUUUUGACGGGAAUGUUGCGAAGGAUCAUCCAAAACCGGAUUUUGAUCGUUGUGCUGGCAGUCAUCAUCAUCUUCACCACCAUGAUGGCUAUUUAUUUUUCUGUCAGGGGACGCUGAUAUCUUUGUUCUUCACUAAACAGCAACAAACUGCUUGUUCUGAGUAAUUAAGACAAAGUGGUCACAUGAAUCAUUCUCUUGCACUGACAGAGUCUCCCUCUCUUUUCCACUCUUCAACUCAGGUGCAAGUGGUGUAAAAUAUUUUGUAUUAUUGAUGGCAUAGUUGAUGGCAUGUGGGGCUAUUUUUUUCUUACAUAUUUGUCCUUAUCUGAGUGUUUUCAGGAUUUUAAUAUUUGUUGGAGUGAGGGCUUGUUCUGUUAUAAAAAGAAUUAAUGUGUGUCGAAUUCACCCACAGGCAAUUGGCCUGUAAGUUGCCAGAGUUUCGUGAGGGAAGAGGGGUCUUUGCACUUUUCUUGUGCUGUGCAGGGUGUAUGAAUAUCAAGCAGUAUCUGACCUUCUGUAAUUUAGAAUAUAAGUAAAGCAGAGACCAAAUGAUGUAGAAAGUGAACCUGUCUCCUGUGGCUAACUCCCAAUCGUGCAUUAUCAUAGUAGAUGUAACCUGGUUAAGAACAGUAGCUAGUUUUAAAAAGGGAGCAACUUUAGGAUGGUGUUUAAUAUAUGACGUAAAUCCAAAACUCAAUUUAACAAUUUUUUGUUUAAAGUUAGGCUUUCUUUUCUGCUUAUUCCAAACAAUUCCCCUUUCAUCAACAUCAUGAAAACACAUCACUUACCUAAAAUGUAGUUGUGUCUACAGCCCAUCUGUUGAAUUUCUUUUAAAUCUUCCAGUGUUGAUAUAUGUACUGAUAAGCAUUACACACUAGGCCCUUAAUGAAGAUAUUUAAAAAUACUUAUCUAUUUGUUGCUGAUUGAAAAGAGAUCUUAAGUAAUAGUUCGGCAACAAAUGUGUGAUUAUAGUGCAUUAAACAAUCUAGAUUUUUAAUACUGGCCUGACUAUGUUGAGACUGCAUGUUGGAGUAUUUUGAGUGUAUUAAAUUCUGAUGUGAUAUUCCCCUUUUUAAACAGAAACUGUAAAAAUGUUAAUUUAUAUAUACUUUUAGCUGAUAUAAUAUAUCAUAGUUUCAUCUA